This is a messenger RNA of Talpa occidentalis (Iberian mole), 3065 nucleotides long. It is a transcript of the gene PYGO2, whose product is annotated as pygopus family PHD finger 2. NCBI's taxonomy places the organism in Eukaryota, Metazoa, Chordata, Mammalia, Eulipotyphla, Talpidae. The coding region runs from base 100 to 1320 and encodes 406 amino acids. Gene Ontology annotation, biological process: spermatid nucleus differentiation; kidney development. The record is from RefSeq and is a predicted model, not a curated record. The transcript is spliced from 3 exons.
GCGCGGGGGCCUGCGCCGCCCCCGAUCCCCCUGCCUGGCGAUGGUGCAACCCGAGGGAGCGCCCGUCCCCCGCCGCCGCUGACCCGGGUCCUCCACUCCAUGGCCGCUUCGGCGCCGCCCCCACCGGACAAGCUGGAGGGAGGUGGCGGCCCCGCACCGCCCCCUGCGCCGCCCAGCACCGGGAGGAAGCAGGGCAAGGCCGGUCUGCAAAUGAAGAGCCCAGAAAAGAAGCGAAGGAAGUCAAAUACUCAGGGCCCUGCGUACUCACAUCUGACGGAGUUUGCACCACCCCCAACUCCCAUGGUGGAUCACCUGGUAGCAUCCAAUCCUUUUGAGGAUGACUUCGGAGCACCUAAGGUGGGGGGCGCAACCCCUCCAUUUCUUGGCAGUCCUGUACCCUUUGGAGGCUUCCGUGUACAAGGGGGCAUGGCAGGCCAGGUACCCCCAGGCUAUGGCACUGGGGGUGGCGGGGGCCCCCAGCCUCUUCGUCGGCAACCCCCUCCUUUCCCUCCUAACCCUAUGGGCCCUGCUUUCAACAUGCCCCCCCAGGGUCCUGGCUACCCACCACCAGGCAACAUGAACUUUCCCAGCCAACCCUUUAACCAGCCUCUGGGUCAAAACUUUAGUCCUCCUGGUGGGCAGAUGAUGCCUGGCCCGGUGGGGGGAUUUGGCCCCAUAAUUUCACCCACCAUGGGACAACCUCCCAGAGGGGAGCUGGGCCCACCUACUCUCCCCCAACGCUUUGCUCAGCCAGGGGCGCCUUUUGGACCUUCUCCUCUCCAGAGACCUGGGCAGGGGCUCCCCAGCCUGCCCCCCAACACCAGUCCCUUCCCUGGUCCUGACCCUGGCUUCCCUGGACCUGGUGGUGAGGAUGGAGGGAAGCCCUUGAAUCCACCUGCGCCCACUGCUUUUCCCCAGGAGCCCCACUCAGGCUCCCCGGCUGCUGCUGUUAAUGGGAAUCAGCCCAGUUUUCCUCCGAACAGCAGUGGGCGGGGUGGGGGCACUCCAGAUGGCAAUAGCCUGGCGCCUCCUGGCAAAGCAGGUGGGGGCUCAGGGCCCCAGCCCCCACCAGGCCUGGUGUACCCAUGUGGUGCCUGUCGGAGUGAGGUGAACGAUGACCAGGACGCCAUUCUGUGCGAGGCCUCUUGCCAGAAGUGGUUCCACCGCGAGUGCACGGGCAUGACCGAGAGCGCCUACGGACUGCUGACCACCGAGGCUUCUGCCGUCUGGGCCUGCGACCUGUGCCUCAAGACCAAGGAGAUCCAGUCCGUCUAUAUCCGAGAGGGCAUGGGGCAGCUGGUGGCUGCUAACGAUGGGUGAUACUGGGGAAGUGGCCCAGGGAAGUGCACAUGUCCCUCCCUGCUCUUCCAGGGUGAUUGUUUCCAUGUCUGGCUCUUGGUCCUUGUUUCCACUGGCUUCCCAUCCCCAUGGGGAUAGAAACAUGAGGACUCUUGGGGACAAAAGGAGGUGGGCAGGCAGAAGAGCCUGGAUUGCUCACUUUUCUGGAAACUUACCUGUUGAGAUCUCCAGAGAUCCAGGAAACCAAAGUCCUGCCGAGUAGAGCCAUUUUUUUUGUGGCUCUCUGGAGGCCUAGGGGGCAUGACUGCAAAUGAAAGAGGCUGGAGGAAGAUGUGGCUAGCCAGAGGUGUCUCCUCUGCAGAUGCCCAAUGCCCCACUACCUGUGCCUAAAGCUCCUACCUAGCCCCACAGCUCCAGCCUUAGUUUUUGGAGUCAAGUGUUAAAAUUUCUAGUCGAAGGAGUUGGGGUCUCUUCCCAUCCUUCCAGUAGCCCUUCCUGGGCUCUGGGAGACUGCUUUAGGGAAUAAUUGGGGAUAUUUCCCUUUGCCAAUGUUCUCCUUGCCUCCUCCAAGACCUACCUAACUCUCCCCUCUCAGAGAACCAAAUAGCUUGAAGCAGGAGAGUUCUUGGCUAUGGCAGUUUCUUGGUGAUUUGGGGCUUCAAGACAGUAGGUAAAAGGUGCUGUCAGGACAUAUCUCCCUCAUACCAAAGUCACUGGUCUGUUCUCAGCCUCUCUUGUGCUUGUCUCCCGAUGACCAUGUUUUUGCCAAAAAUUGGGAUAUGUGGUCUGACAGACCAGAAUCUUUGAAGAUUGGCCUGUGGUGGAAGCCUGGACUCUGGCUGUGUUACCUGCCCCCAUCUUUCCCAUCUGUUGCACAUUAUUCUCAGCACUGGUCUUCAACUUUUGGUGCACCCUUAUUCCCCUGCCUCUCUGGCUUGAUGGGAGGAAAGCUUGAGAAAGGGCAAAGCCCUUAUACCUCGUUUUUUCUCCUGAUAAAAGGAUCCCAGUGAGGUCCUGUCACAGGCUGGGGGCGGGGAGGGGUGGGGUGGGCCCCUGGUACUAACACGCAAUCUCAAUCCAGAGCAGGAGACUCUGCUCCUCUGUGCUGUUACGUACUCUCGGUCUGGUGAUCUAGCAUUUCUUCCUCAGCCAGUGCCCAGGCAUUUUAUUUUUAUGCACUGUCUGCCAGAGAUAGGCCUGACGAGGAGCCUCUGGUAUGGAGGCUGCUGUCUGCUCAUGCACACAUUCCUCAGUGGGGUGGGGGACCUUGCCAGGCUGGUGGUCUGAGAGGAGCUGGUGGUCCCCUGCCCCCACCUCCCCAGACCCUGUGUGAGGAGAAGAUAGGUGUACUGCAGAACUCCUUUACCUGCCCAGGUGGAGCCAGCAGCCCUGAGGCCAUGUGAAAGAAAGGAGUGGGCCUUGGGGUUUCUCUAACAGGGCCCCACAGAAAAAUAGCAUAGCGGAGACAGCACUGCCCCGCUCAACCUUGUGUUGUGUUUGUGGUUUUGUUUGCCCUUCUUUUAUCUGUUGCUAUUAUUGUGUGUUUCCCCCUCCAAGUUUUGUAAAAUGGCUGAUGGGGAAGUGUCCGCUCAAUCCCUCUCUACUACUUUUUGGAAGAAAACAAGGGCCACAGAAAGGUGGUGUGGGGGGGUCUUUUUGUACGGUUGGAUUAAUAAAAUUACUUGAAAAUACAAACAAGGACUCCUUGCUCUUCAUAUACAUAACAUUUGGAAUGAACCUGUCACCCUGGGAAGAUACUUGGGCUU